Cladophialophora bantiana CBS 173.52 is the source of this 2058-nucleotide messenger RNA. RefSeq lists its product as uncharacterized. The record is from RefSeq and is a predicted model, not a curated record. Lineage: Eukaryota; Fungi; Ascomycota; Eurotiomycetes; Chaetothyriales; Herpotrichiellaceae. Bases 1 to 2058 code for a protein of 685 amino acids. The transcript is spliced from 2 exons.
AUGUUUCCCAUCAUUCUAUCUUUGUCGUUCUACGUUCUUUUCACGAGGAUAUCCGAUGCUUACCUUCUCCCGCGAGACUCCACUUCGGUCUGCACGAACUUACGUGUCAAUUCAAACAAUGGCGAUCGAAAAAUCGCCCUAGUAAUCGACAGCUCUGGCUCUAUGGAAGAGUCAGAUCCUUACCAAUAUCGCCUCACCGCCGCACAAAUGGUCCUUGACUGGCUUAUUUCCAAGAGCGAGGUAACCAGCACCCAGAAGCAGGACAAGGUUGCUGUCAUCAACUUUGACGACGAAGCCUACCUGGACUACCCUCUUGGAGAUCCCGGUGUGGCUGCUAGCGCGCUGACACAAAUCGGAGAAGAUGGCGGCACCUACAUCGCUGGGGGUGUGGAAAUGGCCAUUACACAACUCACUGCGGCUGGUACUGGCACCACCGCCGGUCGAAGUGGCAUCCUAGUCUUUACUGACGGACAGGACUCAAGUACUUCAGAUCUGGUGGAUCAAAUUAACCGUGCUACCAGCCUCGGUAUUCGGGUGGCAUUUGGAUUUUUGGCCGACCCUUCCAGUAUUCAGGAUCCAGAAGUCCUUUCUGCGAUUAUGGACUCCGGGGGAAGAUAUUUCACGAUACAGAACUACAACGCUUCAAAGACCUUUAUCGACGGCAUCAUCCUCAACGGUCUUGCGAAGAAUGACAACCCUGACGGAGAUACUACCACAUUGUUGGCAGGUCUCGAUGCGGCGCACUUCAUCUCAGGCUCAGAGACACAAACCAUGACUUACAGCGCACGAUCCAAGGAGCAGCUUACCUUCAAUGUUCAAAGCGUGGAUGCCGGCACCGUGUCGGUUCAAAUUGUCUCCGGAAGCAAAACCCUUGCGAAGGGCCAAUCAAGUGAAUAUUCUUACUAUUCUAGUGGAUAUUCCGUCAUUGCCCCCAGUACCGACAUGAUCGACGUCAAGGUCACCGCGAACAAUGCUGAGAAGAAAUCUAUCUUUGUCGUUGGUGUCACCUCUAACUUGCCACCAGAGAACUGCACGAUUGGCGUUGGUCCCCAGGCAGACGACAACAACGUACCCCAAAUUGUUGAGGGUACUGUCGGCAGUGUGGUUGGACUUCUCAUCUUAGGGGGUAUCGCCUAUCUGAUCUACAAAUACUGCUGCAAUCGUCAUGGAAAACAGCAUCAGCAUUACCAUAACGACCAUUCUUCAGACUGGUCGCACGACCCGAAGCACUGCCCGGAACCCACAGUGCGAGAAACACCAGCUGCGAACCCGUCUGCCACACCUUGGUUCCACUUCCCCAAGCAUCCACCUCCUAUGAAGCAUCAUCCACAUAACCGGACGACUACGGAUAACCACGACCAUGACAUGGAUGAAGAUUCGGGCUCAGAAGCUCCCACCGACGACCAUGAUGACAUCCAAUCGCCAAUUUCUGAUCCUCCAUACCACCCGGACAAUAAAUCCCCUCUGUACCACAAUGCUAACCCGCCCUGCCAGCCACCCUAUCCCAACCAACCGCAAUAUCCCAAUCAGCCAUCUUUCCCCGGUCAGCCACCAAAUUCCAAUCAGCCAUCGUAUCCAAAUCAGCCGCUAAAUCCCAAUCAACCAACAAAUCCAAGCCAGCCACCAUCCAAUCCUCCGAAUCCCGACCAGCCCCCUGAUGAGCAUGACCUUCACCCUCACCCACCCAUGCCGCCUAGGACGUACGGGAACAACCACCAUCACCACAUCCCGCAAGAGCACCCCUGCUACACCAAGAGAUGCCCGAUCGCGUCUGCGUCGCACGUGUGCGAGGAUCCACGGUAUCCCUGCACAUGCGUGGAUCCAAAGUGCCGGCUAAACCAGCGGAGGCACCGGUGUCGCGACAAAGACAUGCCACAUACCUGCGUGGGGCCGGACUUCGACCCCCACUGCCCGCUGAACGACAGGGAUUACGCAAAGAUCAAGAAGGAAGAACGCGACCGCCUCGUGAGGAAGUAUGUGGCGCAGGAUUUGGCCAAAAAAGGUGUGGGCAUGGUUGCUUCGACGGCCACCCAGGCUGCAUUCAUGGGCCAGCUCUAG